Messenger RNA from Alternaria arbusti, 2733 nucleotides. RefSeq lists its product as uncharacterized. Gene Ontology annotation, biological process: phosphorelay signal transduction system; phosphorylation; regulation of DNA-templated transcription. NCBI's taxonomy places the organism in Eukaryota, Fungi, Ascomycota, Dothideomycetes, Pleosporales, Pleosporaceae. The transcript has 7 exons. The record is from RefSeq and is a predicted model, not a curated record. Gene Ontology annotation, molecular function: protein binding; transferase activity, transferring phosphorus-containing groups. Bases 1 to 2733 code for a protein of 910 amino acids.
AUGCCGUCGGCCGAGCGCUCCCACACGCGCCCGCUGGACCUAGAGGAUCUGGAGUUUGAUGCCGCACCACUGUUCGUCAUCAGAGCGGGUGAGAUAGCUCUGGGCUUCGAGUUUGUCUUCUGCAAUGAAGCGUUUCGCAGACUCCCUCUCCGCAACUCUAUCCUAGCCGAGGAUAGAGCAUCACUCCUGUUCCGCUCAUGGGCACAGGCUCUUGGUGAAUACAAACCUCAAUGUGAAUUUGGCGGUCAUGUUUGGACUGCGGAAUUGGCAGGGAGAAAUGGCGGCUUCAAGAUAGUGAGAGCGACAGGAUCCGACGCGCAGCAGCAAGAAGCGCCUUCGUUGGAGGAAGAAGCAGACGAUGACGAUCAUCUCACUAUCCGUCCAACGCCAGUCUUCACACGAUCAAAAGCACAGCUCAUCAAUGACCUCAAGCACGAUAGAUCAAUAUCGCUCAAGAAUAUUCCGUACACGAACCUUCAUGCCAGGUGGGAAAGUAUCCAGACUAUGAUGGAGAUGAGCGAUGUUGGAGUGUUUGAGUACAACGCAGAGGGAAAGCUUUUGCAUGCCAAUGAAGCAUGGUAUAAAUUGAGCUCCCAACCCAGAAACGUCAAUCCUGACGAGUUCUCGUUCAUGGAUCUUGUCUACCCCGAUGACCAAGCACUUGUAAUGUCCAUGUGGAACAAACUUUCGCAGGGAAAAUCCGUUACGUUUGAGAUGCGAUGGAAGGCACGCCCAGGAACCAAAGGCGCCGCGCAAUGGGUACUUUCAGCUUGUGUUCCGGUCUUCGAUGAUGACAAGAAAUUGAUCGGUGUUGCCGGUAAUACCGUAGACAUCAACGCACAAAAGAAGUCGCAAGAGGCGGCACAAGCACAGGUCGAAGCACUCGAACAAGCGCGGCUGGCGGAAAGGAAAUUUGCGCGCUUUGCCCAAGUAUCCCCUACCGCUAUAUAUGUAUACAUACCUGAGAGUGGCAUGAACUUCGUCAAUGACCAUUUCUUCGAGCUCACUGGCCAUCCACAUGGUCCAGUCAGCCAGUACGACUGGUUCGACCUCAUCGCUAAGGAAGAUGUCGAAAAAGUCAAGAAAGAUUGGGAGAACAUGCUCACGAGCGGUAAAGCCAAAGGAAUACAAUUUCGUUUGAACAAGACUUGGAUCAAUCAAGAUGGUAUUCGCUCGAAUAUAUGGGUGCAAAGUUCAAGUUGCCCAGAGCUGGACGAGAACGGCCAAGUCAUAAGCAUCAUGGGGACGCUAUUCGAUAUCUCGCAGUUCAAGUGGGCUGAAAGCGUUCAGCGGCGCCGCAUCGACGAAGCGCUGGAAGCAAAACGACAACAAGAAAAACGCCAAAUCAUAGCAUCGAAAGAUCCGUCCGAGAUAUCCAAGGCAGAAGCAGAAGUUCAGAGCUGCAUUGAAUCGCUGCUGAUCAUAGUGUCAUGUUCAAUGCACCAAAAACGCGUCAUUGACGACGUGCUCACCCUGUCGAAACUUGAUUCUAACUUGAUCUUGAUCACGCCAAUGCGCGUGCAGCCCGCGGUGGUCGUGUCGGAUGCGGUGCGCAUGUUCGACGUCGAGUGCAACCAGGCGGGCAUCAAGCUCGUUUUCCUCAUUGAUGAGACUUUCAAUGGCAUGGAUUGGACGAUGCUUGACCCCUCACGCCUCUUGCAAGUCCUCAUCAAUCUACUAACCAACGCCAUUAAAUUCACCAAAGACCGCCCUCAAAAAGCCAUCACCGUCACUAUCGGUGGCUCCUGGACCCGUCCACCUAAGUGCUGGAACGAGAUAACCUUCACCGACGAUGAGAAGCCCAAGACAGACAUCACCGACAAAGCCGAAUGGGGCGAAGGCAAAAUAGCAUUCCUCUGGCUGAAGGUUAAAGACACCGGCUGUGGUAUGACCACAGACGAACAAAAGAAACUCUUCUCCCGAUUCUCGCAAGCAACACCACGCACGCACGUUAAAUACGGCGGUUCAGGCCUCGGUCUUUUCAUUUCCAAGUCGCUUACGAAGCUACAAGGAGGUGCCAUCGGCGUCCACUCCGAGAAAGAGCAAGGCUCAACAUUCGCUUUCUUCAUCAGCACGCGCCUCGCGCACCCACCAGCCGACCAAGUCUCCGCGCGCGCCGUGCAAGCUAGGCCCGUCCCUCGUCGUACCAUGACAGGCGAAGAAGCCAUGCAAUCCAUCAGACUGAACGUGCUCAUCGUAGAAGACAACCUCGUCAACCAAAAGGUCCUUAGGAAGCAACUACAGAAGUUCGGCUGGAACAUCAGCGUAGCAGGUAACGGCCAAGAAGCGUUGGAAUGGCUCAAAGACAGCGUAUACUGGCGCAACGAGGAAGACAGUUCCAAGCCGGACAAGAAACACGACCUCGACAUCAUCCUCAUGGACAUAGAAAUGCCCAUCAUGGACGGCCUGACUUGCGCCCGCCUUAUCCGCGACUAUGAACACCAGGGUUUGCUCGCGGCGCCACCAACGCCGGGAGUACCAUCGUCGGGGCGGGCUUGUCAUAAAAAGACCUCAUCUACGUCUUCGGCGUCGCAUGAGCGGCCGGAUAAGCAAUCGCUCCGUUUGCCUAUUCUGGCUGUGAGCGCGAAUGCGCGUAUGGAGCAGAUUGAACAGUCGCUGGCGUCGGGGAUGGACGAUGCGAUUUCGAAACCUUUUCGUAUUCCGGAGCUUUGGCCGAAGAUUAGGGGGUUGGUUGGGAGAGUUGCGGAUGCGGAUACGAAGGCUAGGUCGUGA